Molecule: messenger RNA, 871 nt
Organism: Anoplopoma fimbria (sablefish)
Lineage: Eukaryota; Metazoa; Chordata; Actinopteri; Perciformes; Anoplopomatidae
Product: ubiquitin thioesterase OTUB2-like
Exons: 5
Coding region: 175-858 (227 amino acids)
Biological process (GO): protein K48-linked deubiquitination; negative regulation of double-strand break repair
Cellular component (GO): nucleus
Molecular function (GO): ubiquitin binding; cysteine-type deubiquitinase activity
Source: RefSeq, a predicted model, not a curated record
AUGGAAAUAAGAUUGCAACAAUGUUUUGACACACAGCUUUGACGCACAUAUUCUUGAUAAACUGUAAUUAGGUUUGGUCUCGCAUUGUCUCCACACUGAGGCGUGUCUUGCGGCUGCUCGGCCCUGGAGCUGCUGCCUGGUCUCUGAGUAGUAAAGCUGCUUGUGUCUCGACAGAUGGAGGCAGGCUGCCUCGUCUCUGGCCGAGAGGACAUCUCGUCGCUGUUUCCUGAGCUAAUGCCGGGUGCCAAAUACAAAGAUUUAAGCGGUCAGUUCUCCACCGUCAGACAAGUGCGUGGAGAUGGAAACUGCUUCUACAGAGCCCUCUGCUUCGCACACUUGGAGUCAUUGCUACACAAUGCCAGGGCUCUGCAGAGAUUUAAGGAGAAAAUCGUUCAAACCUAUGAAGACUUGUCUUCAGCGGGAUUUGAUGAGAGGUCCUUCAAGCGUCACCUUAACACAGUUGUCAACAUUGUGGAGCAGUGCCAGGCUGAUGAGCAGGAAGACACGCUGCUCAGGCUCUUCAAUGAGCAGAUGACGUCUGACAGCGUGGUUCAGUAUCUCCGGCUGCUCACCUCAGCACGCCUGCAAAACCAGGCAGAGUUCUUCUGCAACUUUGUGGAGGCCCCAAAUCUGCUAGUCUACUGUCACCAAGAGGUGGAGACCAUGGCGAUGGAGUGUGAUCACGUGGACAUCUUAGCUCUGUCACAGGCCCUGGAUAUCUGCAUCCACAUCGUCUCCAUGGAGGGCGAUGAACCGCUGCUGGCUCACCACAUCAUUCCAGAAGGUGCCGAGCCCUCCCUGCACCUCCUCUACCAAACGUCACAUUAUAACAUUCUCUACCCACGACCUCAACACUGACCAGAGACCCACA